GGGGUAGAGCUUACCAUCUCCUCUUCCCUCUGCUCCUCCUCAUUCUUCUACCAAUGGUCUUCUCUGCUACUCUAAUUACUACCAGUGAUGCCUACCUACGAUGCAACGGUUCCAUUGCAGAGUGCAAUGAAGAGGAGGAGUUGCUGAUGGAGUCGGAGAUAGCUGGAAGGUUUCUCCAAGAAAGGCAGUACAUCUUUUAUGGAGCUGUAAAACCAAACCAGCCCGUCUGUGGUGGAGGUGCAAGUGGUGAAGCUUAUACUAAAACCGACAGCUGCCAACCACCUCCUUCAAAUCCUCAAAACAGAGGCUGCUCUAAGUAUUAUCGAUGUCGCACUGAUUCCUGAUUUCAUCUCAUCAUUUGUAAUCUUAUCUGUGUUGGUAUAUAUACAACAUGAUUUC
Telopea speciosissima is the source of this 399-nucleotide messenger RNA. Its product is annotated as protein RALF-like 32. The coding region runs from base 54 to 344 and encodes 96 amino acids. Lineage: Eukaryota; Viridiplantae; Streptophyta; Magnoliopsida; Proteales; Proteaceae. The transcript has 2 exons. The record is from RefSeq and is a predicted model, not a curated record.